Molecule: messenger RNA, 1026 nt
Organism: Dovyalis caffra
Lineage: Eukaryota; Viridiplantae; Streptophyta; Magnoliopsida; Malpighiales; Salicaceae
Source: the annotation of a GenBank genome assembly
AUGGAUCGAUAUUGGGUCGGUUUCUUUCUGGUGCUUUCAUGUCUUGUUGGAGCUUUAGAUGCUAGUGCUGGUGAUGCUGAUCCCAUUUACAGGACGUGUGUUGGACAAUGUGAAAAAUCUGGAUGUGUGGGGCAAAGAUGCUUUUCACACUGCAAUUUUUCUUCAGAUAUUGUCUCCAUUGGUGGUCCAUGGUACAAGCAAGAACCUCUUUACUUGCAAUGGAAACAAUGGGAUUGCCAGAGUGAUUGUCGUUAUUAUUGUAUGGUUGAUAGAGAGAAAGAAAGAAAAGCACUUGGUCAUGGUCCUGUCAAGUACCAUGGUAAAUGGCCCUUCAAACGUGUAUAUGGAAUCCAGGAGCCUGUAUCUGUUGCUUUAUCUGCCCUUAACCUUGCAAUGCAUUUCCAUGGUUGGCUAUCCUUUUUUGUUCUUCUCUACUAUAAGUUGCCCCUAAAACAAGAUAAAAAGGCAUACUAUGAAUAUGCCUCUUUGUGGCAUAUCUAUGGGCUUUUAUCAUUGAACUCCUGGUUCUGGAGUGCUGUUUUCCAUAGCCGAGAUGUGGAUUUGACAGAGAAGUUAGACUACUCUUCUGCAGUGGCACUUUUAGGAUUCUCAUUAAUUAUGUCUAUACUAAGAAGUUUUAAUGUGAGGGACGAGGCUGCAAGGGUCAUGGUUGCUGCUCCACUGCUCGCAUUUCUGACCACUCAUAUACUGUUCCUCAACUUCUAUAAACUAGACUACGGGUGGAACAUGCAAGUUUGUGUUGUCAUGGCAGUUGCUCAGCUUCUCCUUUGGGCAAUUUGGGCUGGUGUCACUGUCCACCCUUCUCGCUGGAAGUUGUGGGUGGUGGUCAUUGGAGGUGGCCUGGCAAUGCUUUUAGAAAUCUAUGAUUUCCCUCCAUAUGAAGGAUACGUGGAUGCCCAUGCACUUUGGCAUGCCACCACGAUUCCUCUUACCUACAUUUGGUGGAGUUUCAUCAGGGAUGAUGCCGAGUUCUGCACCUCAAAUCUCCUUAAGAAGGCUAAGUAG